This is a messenger RNA of Bemisia tabaci, 8534 nucleotides long. RefSeq names its product LIM domain kinase 1 (gene LIMK1). Gene Ontology annotation, biological process: protein phosphorylation; actin cytoskeleton organization. Gene Ontology annotation, molecular function: ATP binding; protein serine/threonine kinase activity; protein binding. Gene Ontology annotation, cellular component: nucleus; cytoplasm. NCBI's taxonomy places the organism in Eukaryota, Metazoa, Arthropoda, Insecta, Hemiptera, Aleyrodidae. The record is from RefSeq and is a predicted model, not a curated record.
CGCCAUAGAUUGCCAAAAGAUGUGUUUGCGUUGAUAAUUUUCAAGUUUCACAUAUCGAGUUAGAAGUAAUCCAAUUUAAUCAGUAAUUUUUUGUAUACUCGCUAAUUUGCGAUGGAGAUAGUUUCACCCGUGCUGGUCAAUCACCAACCUAAUUUAAUUUCUCAAGUUCUGUUGAUUCCUUGGAUUUUGUAAUUCUGAUUCUGAUCUGAAGUAAACACAGACAACAAGCUCUGCGUCGUUAUUUAUCUGACAGUUGGUUUCUUUACUUCUCGUGUACAUUUCACAAGUUAUUUUCAUAUUGCUAGGCAUACCAGUGUAUGUGUCUACUGAUGGAUGAUCCAGGGAACCACUAGUUCCUCUUAUUUUCCUCGAUUUGUGAAUGAUGGCCUCCGUAGACUCGGACAAGUGUUCAGAUAAAUGCAGCUCUGAGCAUUCCAUCUGCGGAGGUUGUUUGAAUACUAUUGACAAAGAUGAAUACAUUCAAGCCCUUAAUCAAGACUGGCAUACUGACUGUUUCAGGUGUUCAGCUUGUGACAUUCCCCUUUCUAAUUGGUAUUUUGAGAAAGAUGGGUUGCUGUUCUGUAAAGAUGACUAUUGGUCCAAGUAUGGAGAAGCUUGCCAGAACUGCAAUCAAAUAAUCACUGGCCCAGUGAUGGUAGCUGGAGAGCAUAAAUUCCAUCCAGAAUGUUUUCGAUGUACAAUCUGCAGCAACUUCAUUGGAGAUGGCGAGUCUUAUGCUCUGGUUGAACGAUCAAAACUCUAUUGUGGAGUGUGCUACAAGCGGCAGUUGCAACCUCUCAGUCUAACUUACUCCAACUCAACUCCAUUUUCUCGAAAACCGCAUUCAAUUAGACUCGUUGAAAUUCCACCAACUCCUGAAUCAACGAGAGGUAUCAAAUUGUCUGCUGAAAGUGCACCAAGGCAUGAAACAUCACAAUGCCAAGGACUCCGAAUAUCUGAGUUCUUGUGGAAUAUCGUGGAAAAAAUUUUAGAACUGGCUGUGAUCCUAAUAAAAGCUGCAUUUAAACUCUGCUGUGUUGUUUCUCGAUAUAGGCUGGACGUUAGCAAUGAUCUGAUUUCAUUACACAUAGGAGACCGGAUUUUAGAAGUCAAUGGCACACCUGUGAAAGAUCAAACUAUUGAAAAUGUUGAAAAUUUGAUACGAUAUUCGGAUACUGUUCUGCAGUUGACAAUUGAACAUGACCCAGACUCUGUCAGUCGAAGAAGGGCCAGGUUUCCUCUGUCGUCCCUGUCGCCAGCACCCAUAAGAGAUGUAAGCACGCGUCUGUUCAAAAAAAAUAAGGACGAAGGCUAUUUAAGCGGAUCAACCCGGAGUUCUAGGCAACUCAGGCGUGGCCGUUGUAAUGAAUCUAAAGAGAGGUCAUCCUCUACCUCUAGAUUGGAAGGGUCAUCCCCAAAUUCUAAAGAAAGCUGUGAUUUAUCGAGAACUCGAUCAUUCCGUGUAGAAACCACCGCUAAAACCCAAAGAAUAUUUCGAGCCUCGGAUUUAGUCAAAGGGAAGCUCCUUGGACAAGGAUUUUUUGGUCAAGUCUAUCAAGUAACUCACCGAGAUACAGGCGAAGUUAUGGUUCUGAAACAAUUGUACCGUGUUGAUGAAGAGGCGCAGAAAAACUUUUUGAAAGAGGUUGCAGUUCUUCGUAGUUUAAGUCAUAACAACGUACUUAGGUUUAUUGGUGUUCUGUACAAAGACAAAAAGCUUCAUCUUGUGACGGAGUUCAUUCCAGGCGGAACCCUCAAAGAUCUCAUCCACGACCUGAAUGAACCUCUGCCGUGGGAGCAGCGUAUUAAUUUUGCCAAGGACAUUGCUUCGGGCAUGACGUACUUACAUUCCAUGAAUAUUAUCCACCGAGACUUGAACUCUCACAACUGUCUUGUAAGAGAGGAUAAGACUGUCGUAGUUGCGGACUUUGGACUUGCAAGGAUAAUUUACUCUGGUAGUUCAAAUUCGCCGAACAACUCAGCGAGAACCACCAAUAUGGCCGCUCGUCGCUAUGGAAACAAAAGCAAUGUCACCCAGAGGAGCACGAUCAGGCGUUGUGAACGCAAAAAACGUUAUACUGUUGUUGGAAAUCCAUACUGGAUGGCACCAGAAAUGAUGAAAGGAAGCAAAUACGACGAAAAAGUCGACAUCUUCUCGUUUGGUAUUGUACUCUGUGAGAUUAUUGGGCGAGUCCAAGCGGAUCCAGAUUAUUUACCACGCUCGUCUGAUUUUGGUCUCAACCAAGCUGUAUUCAAAGAGAAAUUCUGCUCUAACUGUCCGGAGACAUUCUACUCGAUAGCAUUCCUUUGUUGUGAUCUAAAUCCUGAUAAAAGGCCUCCAUUCGAAGUUAUGGAAGUGUGGUUGGAAAGUUUAGCCAUGCACUUCUCGAUCAAUGCACCUCUUCCAUUUGAACUUGAAAAUGAUAUUCUCAACUAUUCAGGUCGAAGUAACAGCUCAUCUGAGUCAACUACGCCAGAAUUGCUAACUCCAGAGGUCAGGCAUUCAGCAAUCAUUCCCCCACUCCAGCCCAUCAAAGAGAAACGAGUCAGUUGUUCUUCUGAUGUUUCGGAUAUUGUCUCUGGAGCGGAAGAUUCCGUCAGCAGUAUACAGGAUUCUGUUCUGGAAAGUACAGUCGAAGCCUCCGCGCCCAUCAAGAGUUCCUCCUCAUGAUAUCUUUCUCGUUUUUUUUUUAACCUGGUUUAUUUUUUAUACUUUUACUUAAGUUUUCUGUUUAUUUUUUGGCAAACAAAAUUGGUAAGGUAGCCGAAGGUUUGCUCAUCAAUAUCAUAAUUUCUUCACUUAUCGGAAGAUAUUCUCAUUCCUGGGGUCACCGAAGCAAAUUUUGCUAUUCUAUUAUUUAAGAGUAUCAAGUGAACUGAGCUCUCAAUCAGUCUCAGUUUUUUUUUUUUUUAUUAUGGCAACUUAGAGGAAAAUUUAUCAGCAAACACAAAAAGCUGUAAUACUUCAAAACUUGGCACGGGCAAACCGUUCAAAAUUGUUAAAUUUAUUAAUCACAAUGAAGAUAAUGGUAGAAUCUAUAUUAGUUGAAUAUGCAUGGACUUGGACAUGUCAUUAAGUGGUGUAAUUUCGGAGUACGGUGGAUCCUCUUUGAUUCUUUAUUUGUGUACAAUAUGGCACCAAAUGAUGCCGUCCAAACUCAUCAACUCAAUUUUUCAUCAUACAUUUGUGUACAAAACAUUGCCUACCCUUCAUGAUGUAAAAUAAAAUGAAGUAAUUGAAGCUAGCGUAACCUGUCACACAAUGUGAAUAAUAAUGCAAACAGGUGCGAAGUGUUCGAAAAGAGAAAGAUGUUAUCGCCAUUUUGCUUUUAUGUGAAUUCUAAAUCAAUGAAUCGCAUGUUUAGACAUAAUUUUAACUUCCAUGGACAAACAAGUAUUACUUCGCUUUUUAGACUCAGUCUUGAGAGUUUAUGAUGCAUUCACCAUCUCUCUCGAAUUGAUCAUUCAGAAAAUUAUCAUUCUCAGGCCAGUUCCUCUUUGAUUAAACUCACCUGUUGUUAAAUAUGUGUAAUCUUAAUGUUUGUAGUGAAGGAAGUUGAGUGUAUGUAAUUUUCAUCAUUCCACCAUCGAACUGAUCUUAUGUAGCAGCCAUUCCAGAUUUCCUGCUGUGCAAGUUAAACGUUUUUUAUAAGGGCACAUCAGGUGUUCAGUAUCUAUGUACUAAAAUUAUUCUUGCCUCAAAAAUUCCCCUUGGAAGUAAUAAUUAUCCAAUGUUUUAUAUUUACAUUUACUUGAUUUGUUCACUUGACCCGUCCAAGGUAAUCUUGCCUGAUUUUGUACACCUCUUUUUCAUCAACUUUUUCAUUUUUGAUGUAAAUUUAUUUGUUAGGAUCGAAUCAAAAUGAUGAAAGAGUAUUGUAUGAAAAAAUUCUCAGUGAUCUGAAAGUUUUUUUAUUGCCACUUUGUCAUUUCGAUUCCAUCUCUCCUCAAAAUUUUCCUAGGAUAAUGCUCAAGCCCUUUCGCUGUUUGUUGAAAUGAACCUCGAAAACUAAGCUGCGAAUACUUUCUAUUCUCGUGAUGAAAUGUAAGUUCCAUUGAUAGCAAAAAGUUGGAGAAGAAUCUUAUGUGAUUAUGAAAACCUCUAUUAUCUUGCCAUGGUUUUUGACACAAAAGUAAGAAUGUCGCCAAGAAACUUCUCAGGCACCAAGAAUCAAGACUGUUCGUUGAACCGUCCAAACUCUUGUCUGCACUGCUCACUCGCAGAUUUUUGAUAUUUUUCAAACUGCUCAAAUCCAGAGCAAUGAUCUUUUAAUUCGUUAUAUAGGAAUUACGUACGUUGCCAUCCCAUUGGCCUAGUUUGGGGGACAAAAAGCAAUAUCUGUAAUACUCGCAUUACCCAAGCUUAAAAUUAGUUGCCUGAUCUUUUUUUGUACAGUGAUGUAUUUCAAUCUUUUCCUUCGAAACUUUUGUGUAAAUUUAAUUUAAUAUUCUAAACAUUGGUACAGUGUGUUGAAUAGAUUCGGUCCUCAAGACUUGACUUUAGUUAAAGGGAGCAAACUAUUUACAGAGGAUGUCUUCUCCAUUAAAUUCUCUUCAUUUUUUGAUGCUUCUGCGUCUUUUAAAAUACCUGUACCAUAGUAUCAGGGCGUCUAGCAACUGCACAAGUUAGGGAGAGAAAAGCGCAACCAAUGCAAAGUCCAUUGUACUUCUUUGCAUAACUUCACGAUGCUUUGAAACAGAGCCCUGCAGUGCUCUCUCCUAACAUUAGUCUCUUAAAAUUUAAGCCUCUGCUAACCCAUAUCAUUACUCUGCGCUGAGUAAUAUUUAUUUUAGAGGUUCUUUUAAUGCAGGAAACAAGAUUAGGAAGACCAUAGAAAGUCAACUAGAAGGAAAUUAAAAUUUUGCUUGACACCCUGAUGUAAAAAAAUGCAUGAAAAGUGUCGUAAUUUUAUCUUGCAGCCCUGCUUCUUUUAUCAUUCGGUUUUUACAAGUCUAAUCUCUAAAUUCUCCCAAAAAACUGAGUUACGCAAAUUGAUAAUAUAGAGUAAAAAAACGAAUACUUUAAAACCAGCCAAUUAUCAAAUUUUUUAUGAAAUAGUACCUAGAGAAUGUAGUACAAAUGAUCGCAUGAUAGUAUACCCAAGUCGUCAAGAUGUUAAGGAUUUUAAAGUAAUAUAUUUUCUAUUUGCAUACAUUUUUACCAGCGCUAAUGUUUGAAUUGUAACAAUCAGUUACAAGAGAACUCAAUUCAUAGUUCUAAUUUUUAUCAACCAGAUCAGCUGUAAUAUAUCAAUAAGUUUACUCCUUGUACUUUCUUACUUCACAGUUAAUUAGAGUUUGACAGCAUCAAUUGGAAGCAUUUCUGCCAAACGUAACUAUGUGCAUUAUGACGUGAGCCCUGAGACCCAUGAGAAUAUAGGCAUAACAGGGCUCUUGUCAUAAUGCACAUAGUUCCGUUUGAUAGAAAUACGUCCAAUUGACGGUUGUGACUUCCAUAAUAGUAAUUAAAUCAUAGGGCAAAAUAACUUUCGAUAAUAUCAGAAUCAGUCGGAAGCACCAUUAAUCUGGCAGUGGCUCUGUAGACUCACCCUGAAGCUGUCAAAUCAAUGCUUUUUGCAAGUUUAAAAACUGAAUACUGAUGAUCUGAUGGAAUCAUCAGAACAAAAAAAAGUGUAGUGAUUGCGUCAAAGCUCGAUUGAUGAAGAAAUAAGAGACCACUUUUUAUCUGAAUAGUUUGCUCUUAAAUUUUCCUGGUUGGUGCUAAGACAGUUGUCAACUUAGUGUACGGUCUUUGCAAUAUACCCUGUAUAAUUUCCAUUGUAGCUAUUAUGCGAAGACAUUAUAAUUUAGAAAAUGGUUUGAGAACGGACUUUGAAGGUUGGACCCUCACAGACAGUAGGCAAUUCAUCGGAAUAAGCAUAAGUCGAGGGAAGAAAUUUUACUCACCAAUGCCGAGUAAUUGCAUGAAAAAGACCAGAAUUUAUCUGUCUUGCUUUGUCAGACAUGAAAGAUUACAGUUAGCUCCCAUUUUAAUAUUUCUAAGAGAAUACCAAUGCCUAAUUCCUCCUGAGAUUAAGUGGAAUUCCAUGAAACCAAUUUUUAAAGUUUGUGGAAUUUCUCAGCAGUUUUACUGACAGUUGGAAAGUUUCCAGGCUUACUAAAAACGUAAAAAGAAAAAACAAAUUGCAAGUUGGUAGACAAAACUGAGACAUCAUUCUCUAGAUGGUAAUAUCUUCGCUGUCAACCUUAUUUUAGGAUUUUGUAUAAAAGGUGUACCUCCAUUUUGUAAAAAGUUUUUGACUUUUACAGAAGGUAAAUCCCUCAGAAGGAUCUUGCCCUGUUUUUUUGUUUGAUUUCUGUUUUAUUUUCCUAGUUGAUGUAGCUGAAAGCAUAAAGUAUCUACCUAUUUAUUUUUUUAAGUUAUUUUCUGUUUGAGAAAAAUUUAUUUUUUUAUUAAUCCUCUGUUUUAUUUUCUUUUUAUAUUUUAUUUAUUUUUUGAGCAUAAUUUGUUACGAUUCUAAGAUUUACCUAUUUUUUGUGAAUUUUUAAGGUGAAUAUAAGUCUAAUUAUGAUCUUAUGAUUCAAUAUUUUAAGCAAAGUUUAAGUUGUAACCAUUGAAGUUUUCAUUGAAGUAAGCUGAAAAUUAUAUUUUCAUCCCAUUGUCCAGAACUUCGAAGCCAAAGCGUAAAAUUACAUUUUUUAAAAUUAGGAACGUUUUGCUAAGUCAUAAAAGUCUACUCUUUAAAUGUUCGACCCAGCAAUAAUAAAAAUUGGCAGCCUACUGGGCUUAGUUCUGUAUAUAAAUUGAUAAUAGAUCUGAAGUACAUGUAUUUAGGAAACUAAACCUGAGGUUACAAAAUAAAAUUUGCAAGUAAGUUAACUAAAAAUUAUCGUAAGACCACUGAGGAUAAAAUUGAAUGAAGCUUGAACAAAAGAUCAAAGAGACAACCAACCAAAGUAAAAAAUUAAGCACCCUGCUGCAUGUUUCCUCAUGGAAAUGUGACGUAUAAAACAUAAUGGACACAUUGCAAAUUUUCAAAUUUGAUUCAUAAAUAAGAAAUAAAGUGUAAUUUUUCUCAGUGAAUGCAAUUCCCUGCUUGCCAAAAGAUCAGAGUCCAUUCGGCAAGAAUCGGUCACUUCGUGAAUCUUUUUGCUCCUCACAAUGAAGUAUUUUUUUUCAAGUUCUGAUGUUUAUUUAAAAAUAGGAGAGCUCUAUUUGCCAAAAGACGGAAGAAAUUCAUGUGGAACCGAAGUCUAGUCCUUCGCCGAAUCAUAAGUUUUCAGGACCUGAUUUUACCCAUAAAUGCAAACUUUAAAAGCUGAUUUCUCAUUUGUCAGUUAAUUUGAAAAUUUUCAAUGUUCUCAACGUUUUCCAUCUGUUAAUUUAUGAAGUAAUGAGCUUUUCAUGCUCUCUUCGUUUCAUUUUUUUUUUUUUUUUGCCUAGUUAGUUAUCCAUCAAAUUAAUUUAAAUCUCUUCCAACUACCGCUGACUUUGCUUUUUAAAAAUUUAGCUCAGAUCUGAUUAACUAUUUCUCUUGUAUGAAAUUUAGAAAACACAUUUGCCAAGGCAAAUCUACAGAUUGAUUUCAUCUGCUAUGCAACUGGAAACAUGUUUCACUAAAAAUCCUCUCUCCUCAAAACUUAGAAGUUCAAUAUUUAAAUGAUGAGCCUUGUCAUCAUGGGUCCAUUGAUGUUUCACUCCACUGUUAAUACUUUCUGAGCUAAUCCCUUAGAGUAUACACUAGAAUCACUGUAUACUGGAGCGCCACCAAUGUCACUUUUUGAGGCUGUUAUUAGUCGAGUACUCCUAUGACAUUUGUGCGGCGACUGGCGAUGCCACAGCACGCAGGUUCCCACCUCAGGUUACAACUCUAAUGUUCUCUAUGCUCUAUGGCUAAUUCAGACAUUCUCUUCUAGUAUUUAAAUACCACCACCUCAACUAAUUAUUGUUUAUUUUUCUGGCUAAGGAAGUAAAGAAUUAUGGUGAAAGAGCAAAUCAGUUGGAAGCUUUCACAUCUCAGCAGUCACAUGAGAUUAUUUUGAUUAUCAGGAAGAGUUAAAGUAAAGCAUUCUCUUUACAGCCAGCUUCAAAGGAGCCCUCUAUCUCAUUCUUCUCAUCAAAGAGGGGCUGGUUAUUUAUCAAGUUUGAAAAUAUGUCAAAAAUUAUAAAACCUCCUAGCUCUCCAAUUAUUUGUAUGAAUUAGAAGUAAGAGCAUUACUUAUUAUUCCGACUGUUAUUACUUUAAUACUUCUCCUCAUAUUUAGAGGAGGAAUUAGAAACUUUUUGGAUGGAUCAAUCACCAACUGGUCUCUUUUUUGGUCCCAGUCCGCCUUUUGGUCAAUUUAUCUCUGUAAACAUUCCGGUUUGUUUAUAAAUCGAAUUUUUUUCUUGUAAAUUGAAAAACAAACAAAAUAAUGAAUUGAUACUGAUGUAUUUUCCUUUAAGUGGGGAUAAUAUUCUGAUGUAUAAAUAAUUAUCAUCGUAAGCGUGCCUGUGCCGUGUAAACUCAUGGUAAUAACUCUUUAUCUUGGCAGAACUGACUCAAUAAAAUUAAUUCUUUCUUUAAACAAAA